This is a messenger RNA of Annulohypoxylon truncatum, 1979 nucleotides long. RefSeq names its product DUF605-domain-containing protein. NCBI's taxonomy places the organism in Eukaryota, Fungi, Ascomycota, Sordariomycetes, Xylariales, Hypoxylaceae. The coding region runs from base 298 to 1518 and encodes 406 amino acids. The record is from RefSeq and is a predicted model, not a curated record. Gene Ontology annotation, biological process: late endosome to vacuole transport via multivesicular body sorting pathway. Gene Ontology annotation, cellular component: multivesicular body. The transcript is spliced from 4 exons.
CUGGAAGCUAAAGAUUGCGCGGAGGUUGGUUUUAUUACUAGGCACCUUCUUUCCUUAAACCUCACAUUCGACGAUAUCUCUUCUCAACCACGUCGCUUUACUACACGAAAGCAAUUGAAUCGGCAAGACUUGGGUCAUACGGACAUCCAACAACAUUCGAUUUAUUUGCGACACCAGCCUCCGUAUUUGUUCUAAAGUUUGAUACUUAUCUUUCCAAUUCAUUCGACUUUCGCGACAUUUUCUAAUCAGACGAAUAUCGGAUUAGGUCUCUUAUAAAGGAACCCAAACAACCCCACGAUGGCGGCAAAUAUACCUGCGAAGCUCAAACAGGCGGGCAUAACACCCUUUAUCCUACGCGCAACGCAACUCGAGGCUGCGAGGCCGGUCCUCUCCUACUGGUGUUACUACUGGGCUGUCAAUCAGAUCCUUGCCAAGGGGCUUCACUCCAUCGAUGACGACUGCCACCAAUUUACUACGAACCUGAUGGAAAAGUUGGAACAUAUUAAAGAAGGACAAGUUGGAAACGAUGCCAUCCACGAUGAUGUAGCUGGCCAAGCAUACGUGGAACAAUUUGCACAAGAGACUUUCGACAGAGCACUUCGACCGUUGAAAGCCAACAAAGUCACACAACAAACAGCGAGCACCUUCGAAGCCGCAGCUACAUUCUUCCAGUUAGUUAAUAUUUGGGGACCAGCUGAUGCAGAGACGCAAGGGAAGAUCAAGUACGCGAAGUGGAAUGCCGCGCGCAUAUUGAAGGCUAUCAAGGAGGGCAAAGACCCCAAUGAAUCUAACCCGAAACAAGAGGAGGCGAGGCAGGAAGAGGCGCUCGACCCUGACGAUCCAGAAGUGCAGAUGAUCAGGGCCGCGCAACCAAGACCGGCAUCUGUAGAGGAUGCCCCCGAUGAUGAUGGAAUACGGCACCCAACAGAGGCCGAAACUUAUCAAACUUUCCCAGCCCCUGUGUCCGAGCCAACAUCUCCCCCGGCGUCGGCGCCAGCUCCGGAGCAGGUCUCCCCUAUAGUACCUCCUGGCCCUCCCACACAAGAGCCAGGAAACUACUUCGCAGAUGAACCUAGUGUGCCUAGUAGCUUAGACCUACCGUCUACAACGAAUAUGCCACCUCCGGGUCCAGCUACUUACGAUUCGACUGGUUCGCCGUUAAUACCUCGUCCUAGUUCUCAUGACCCGGCUCUACCACCUUCGGAACCACCACAGGACUUCUACCGCGAUCGCGCGCCUGCGCCGCCUGCUGUCCCGCCGCCGCCGCAGCAUAUUCGCCACCCGGCACCUACAACUAGUCAUAACUUUUAUUCUCAACCUCCACAGCCAGCGCCAGUACCUGUGGUCCCGGCGCAACAAUACGGCGGCGGUGCACCUAAUUCAUCCAACGUAGACGACAUGGCGAUGGCGCAGGCGCAGAAACAUGCCAAGUGGGCGAUCUCGGCGUUGAAUUUCGAAGACGUGCCUACAGCUGUGCGGGAAUUGCAAGCUGCGCUAGCUAGUCUCGGUGCGCGGUAACGUCGCGAUAGCCUAUGAAAUGCUUACCGAGGUAGAUGGUUAAGAAGCUUUGGGACGAAAUAGUUGUGGUGUAUUUUAUAGCUGGAGUUAGAGGGUGAAAAGGGGCUUAUCAUUACUAAGAUAUCUCUAAGUGACCAAUAGAAUUUAGGCGUUUUGAAUCUCACAUAUCUCGCAGGUUAUAAGUCGCUUUAAUUGUGAAGGUUCGGGAGGCGAAGGCGCUCUAAGAUCCAUUAAUCAUUUUCGCACUUGUUUCUUAAUUAGAAUCUUAGGAAUAGGUCUACCUAUUUCUAUGCCAAGUAUCGGACUAAAAGCUGGAAGAUGCCAAAAAUCCGAAUCAAUUGGGAUUGAUAUUCAUCGGAUUUGGAAGAUUUAUAAAACUGGAAAGCCGAGAUCCACUUCAAGAAUACCGGUCUCCGGAUGUGUGGCGUCAGAUCGGUUCCGUCCUCAAAGGGACUAAAAUU